Molecule: messenger RNA, 8767 nt
Organism: Centropristis striata (black sea bass)
Lineage: Eukaryota; Metazoa; Chordata; Actinopteri; Perciformes; Serranidae
Gene: slc7a5
Product: solute carrier family 7 member 5
Exons: 10
Coding region: 352-1917 (521 amino acids)
Biological process (GO): neutral amino acid transport; amino acid transmembrane transport
Cellular component (GO): membrane
Molecular function (GO): neutral L-amino acid transmembrane transporter activity; L-amino acid transmembrane transporter activity
Source: RefSeq, a predicted model, not a curated record
GGUGUUCCGGUAGUUGUGGCUCCGCCCUCCGCCACUAGAGGGCGGGAAAGGACAGAAGAGAUGCAGGUUGUGGAGGAGAGGCCGGAUUAAAACAGGGCUGGCCUUGACGGAGGAGGGCCAUCAUGACAGUUUCCACCGUUUCUUUGUACACGGAUCUAGUAGAGAUACGAGAGAGCACGCCGCUCUGACUCACACACACACACUCACACACACAAACCGCGGAGUCCUCGUGGUGUAGCCCGGCCGGUACAGAGCGAGCACACCGGACCACAGAGAGGAAGAAGAGAAGAGAGGCGGCGGAGCGGGAAGCUUUGUGUGGUGAGGAAGAAAAAAGAGGAAACACAGCUCAGCAUGUCGGCGUUAAAGAAGAGAAACUCCAACUCGUCGGCGGACCGGGAGGAAGACAAGACGGUGACAGAGAGGAUGCUGUCCUCGGGGCUCGGCGGGGAGAAGGGGGACUCCAACCACGGAGCCCCGGGGAGCAGCCCUACCAACGCCGUCCCAGCGGGAGGGGAUGAGGGGGUGACCCUGAAGAGGACCAUCACCCUGUUGAACGGCGUGGCCAUCAUCGUGGGCACCAUCAUCGGCUCGGGCAUCUUCGUCACCCCGACCGGCGUGGUGAAGGAGACCGGCUCCGUGGGGCUGGCCCUGGUGGUGUGGUCGGUGUGCGGGGUCUUCUCCACGGUGGGGGCGCUCUGCUACGCGGAGCUGGGGACCACCAUCAGCAAGUCCGGGGGGGACUAUGCCUACAUCCUGGAGGUGUACGGCUCCCUGCCGGCGUUCCUCAAACUGUGGAUCGAGCUGCUCAUCAUCCGCCCGUCCUCCCAGUACAUCGUCGCCUACGUCUUCGCCACCUACGUCCUCAAGCCCAUAUACCCGGUGUGCCCGGUGCCGGAGGAUGCGGCCAAGGUCGUGGCCUGCCUCUGCAUCCUCUUGCUGACCUUUGUGAACUGCUACAGUGUAAAGGCGGCCACUAGAGUGCAGGAUUUCUUCGCCGCAGCCAAGCUCCUGGCCCUCGGCAUGAUCAUCAUCAUCGGCUUCGUCAAGAUCGGCCAAGGUGGCGUAGACCGUCUUCUUCCAGAAAAUUCCUUUGAGGGGUCCAAAUAUGAGUUUGGCAGCAUCGGCCUGGCACUCUACAGCGGCCUGUUCGCUUACGGUGGCUGGAACUACUUGAAUUUUGUCACUGAGGAGAUGAUUGAGCCUUACAAAAAUCUUCCCCGUGCCAUCAUCAUCUCUCUGCCCAUAGUAACGGUAGUGUACGUUCUGACCAACCUGGCCUAUUUCACCACCCUCUCCCCUGAGGAGAUGAUCGGAUCAGAGGCCGUGGCUGUGGAUUUUGGCAACCACCACCUUGGUCCGAUGGCAUGGAUCAUCCCAGUGUUUGUUGGUCUGUCCUGCUUUGGAUCUGUCAACGGCUCUCUGUUUACAUCAUCCAGGUUAUUCUUCGUGGGUUCCCGGGAGGGUCACCUGCCCAGUCUCCUGUCAAUGAUCCACCCCAGCCUGCUGACCCCACUACCCUCACUUAUAUUCACUUGUUUGAUGACGCUGCUCUACGCCUUCUCUAAAGACAUCUUCUCCGUCAUAAACUUCUUCAGCUUCUUCAACUGGCUCUGCAUCGCCAUGGCGAUCGUUGGGAUGAUGUAUCUCCGUUAUAAGAAGCCAGAGCUAGAGCGACCGAUCAAGGUGAAUAUUCUGCUGCCGGUGAGUUUCGUGCUCGCCUGCCUCUUCCUCAUCAUCGUCUCCUUUUGGAAGACUCCAAAUGAGUGUGCGUAUGGUUUUGGCAUCAUCGCCACCGGUCUUCCUGUCUACUUCGUCGGCGUAUGGUGGAAGACCAAACCCAAGUGGUUGGUGAAUGGAAUCUUCUCGACCACAGCCUUUUGUCAGAAGGUGAUGGAGGUGGUGCCUCAGGAGAGCUAAAAACCCAUGCUCCUUACUUACAGCCAGUGGCCAAUCAGGUCACACCAACAGUGACCUCUGGGUUCUGACAUCACAUCUGAUGAAGCUUGACCUCUGAUGACCCAUAUGAUCCCACUCUUUUUCACUCGCUCUCUCUCUCUCACACACACACACACACAAACACACACACACACACACACACACACACACACACACACACACACACACACACACACACACACACACACACCCUGUCUGCAGGGUUCUGAUAAGGACCUAAAGAAAACAGAAACAUGCAGGCGUCUGAAGCUGCCGCGUCUUAAUGGUCUUCAACUAUUUUUCUUUUUGUUUCUCAGUUUGCUGACAUUUUGGGGUUAUUUUUGGGUAUGGACUUUUUUUAGUCGCUAACUAUCCUUCGUAGGUUGUUAUGCAUUGUUGUUGUUUUUUAUGAUGCAUUUCAAUGAAUUGUUUCCAAUUUCCUGCUGUUUUUUGUGUGUGAAUGUGUUCAUGUAAAAUAUCAUCCCUCAUCAGAAUCCUGUUAUUAUAAGUUGUGCCUUACUUGGCAAAUGAAGUUGUAACUGUGAGCUGUGACAGUAGUUGUUGUUGGUGUCUGAGGCUAUUCUCAGCCUUGAAACUGGCCUUCACAACUGUGAACAGAGCUCUCGCUGGUCUACAGUCUUUGCAACCAGGAGCUGUUUUUCAAUCCUGCAAGCAUCUAUUUUAAAUCUCCUGGAACCAACGUUUGCUUUCAAGCAGAAGUUUGAAUUAAACAAGAUGAGUUUUGUCAUAUAUUAAUGAAGCUUUGCAUUGGAAACCUUUGGUCCGGCAGUCAUUAGAAUUCUUUAGCACUUUAGUUAAAAGUCUUGUCUUUUCUGUCUGCUCAUUGGACGAUGGUGUGGUAUGUCUGUCACUAGGGUUGGGCCGGUGUAAAAAUGUUCAAACCUGUAUGAUAUGAAGCCAAACACUGGACCAGACCGGUAUACCGAAUUUUACUACCAGGUGUCGAACCUGACUCAACAGCCGUUUGAAUUGGAGUCCAAUUGUUAGCAGUAAUGUACCUCCAUGCUCUAAGACCAGCAAAACCAGAAAUCAACCCAACUCUAGUCACUAUACUGCCUGUGACCACUGACUGUGUGUCUGUUGAGUUUAAGCCCUGCUCUCUGCUGUUUUUGCCACCCAAUGUGUUUUUAAAGUCGUCUAUACUGCUGUAGGAAGUGAGUGAAGCUGACUGAGAUCAAGGUGUUUGAGGUGUUUCUGUCUGGCUAACUGAGUCCCUUACAGAAUGAAGAGUUGAUGGAAGCUUUUGUUUGUAGCCUACUUGGUUCACGUGUGUGCAGUAAACUGAUAUCACCUCAAAGGAUUUCUGGGUAUUAUAGUUUAAAUCAUCAUGUUGUCUCAUUGACAGGUGCAGUAUGGGAGGUUGUUCUACGGCUACCGCUGAAAAUUGAAAAUUCAAAGUGUGAGAUAUUUUCCUGCUGUUGAUUACUUUUUGGGUCAGUGAUCUUCUAUUUACUUCAGGGAGUAAUCUCUCAGUGUACUGAGCCUGGCUUGCAGAGCGCCUUUAAAACGUCAUCACACUGAGAGACUGUUUCAGACUGUAUACUGUUAUAAAGACAUGUCAGAUUGCACACAGUGUCAGAUUAGAGCAGAGGCUGGCACAUUCUGGUCAGUUGGUAGAUUGGUUGCUCAAUAUGCUCUCUCAGAUUGGUUGCCCAGUUGCUAGUGUUACUUUCAUAAGGCUGUGUGUCCACCAAUGCAUUUUUGCCCCAAGCAGAAAACACUAGGUCCUGUCCUGGAAACACCCUUCUGGGAGCGCGAGAGUGCUUUUGAGGGCCAAUGGUUUUUUUUGGUUGCAAAGAUAAAAAAAUGUAUGUUGAAGUAAAAAUGUCUGCACAACAUAGAGUACUUGCUCUGGGAGACGGGAAGGCUAAAGCAUGUAGAAGGGACGGACCUGCUGCCACUCUUUGUGACCAGCAGUCUUCAUUUUUCCUCCGUUGUUGUUGACAGUUGGUCUUUGUGGUAUUAUAUAUGAUGAUUUUGGGGAGCAUUGGUUUGACUUUACUUAUACUAUACAGUUGCAGAAGCCAUCCAGACAAUUUUUAAAUUCAAUUCUGAAGACUAGUUGAGACAUAAAACUAGGCGUCAUCUGCAUAACGAUUGUAUAGGCACAGCAUUGAAGUGACUUAUAUCAUGGCCAAGGGAUAACAGAUACAAAGUAAUUAUAAUUGGGCCAAGAACUGAGCCUUGUGGGACUCCACUCCAAGUUUACUCAAGUUAUCAUUAGUCUGCUCACCCUCCAUCGUGAUGAAACAGCAGGCUGACAGUCUCGCCGACCAGAAAUAAACACAUUAUACAUACAGUGCUCAGCACAGAAUAGACGACCAAUUGUUUGGUUGAAGAAAAAGGUAAAAUUCCAGUUCUUUGGUUGACUACAGCCCCACUUGUGUUGUGGGGCUUCUUGGACACAGACAGAUGAAGGUUUAACUUUCUGGACUAACAGGCACUUGUGACAUUUACUUUUAAAGGUUUCACUGUUCAACACUCGGAUCUAUUGUUAUGUUUUGUCACAUUUUGUUAUAUUUGUGUGUUUGGGCGUCCUUAAUGUGGGUGGAUGCAGUUGGGGGUGAAAGGUCAAAAAGAUGUAAGCAGACGGACAACCUUAAACUUCAUCAUAUGGAGAGAGAUGAUGGAGAGGAAGUGGAAAAGGGGAGAUAUUUUUUUUUUUAUGUUUUGUUUUAUUUUAUUUCUUUUCAAUGUUUUGGGGGUCGGGGUUGGUUGGGGGGUUAAAGUACAUAAGGCGCACAUUUUCAGAUUACAGUAGGAACUGCUUAUUUUAAUUUUUCAUCCUCAUUUUUUGUUUUUAUUUUUCCACUCAGUUACAAUAAAAUAUUAGUGGUGUAUUAUUAUUAACGUCGACCUUCCUGCUGGCAACGGACCAAAAGUACAGAAAAUGUUACCAUGGCAGCGCUGUUAACGUCAGGACAGUGUGGCGACAGUAAAGCCCGCAAAGUCGUUGCCAUAGAAACAGUGGAUGCAUCCAGGUGGAUGCGGGAAGUGUUAAUGUUUAUGUUUUAUAGGUAGAACCUUUCUAACACUCCAGCCAUCGCACAGAGCAGAUGGGGAAACUAACCCGAAUAGAACUGUAGAAAGUUUAUUUAUUUAUUUUUAGGAAACUUGUUGUUGUUUAUUGUUAUUAGUCCCUCUAAUUUGUUUACAGGGCAUUUUGUCGAAAGUGCUUUACAAAUAAAUCUUGAGUUUUUUCCACUCUUGUGUUCUGUUGUGUUUGGUUUUGCUACACUUUUUUCAUUUGUUUUUUUCUUAUUUUUAUAUUAUUUUUUCAAACAUGGCUAAACCUACCUACAAAUUGAUAUCAUAACGAAAUUGGCAGAAAACAAAAAAUAGUAUAUCUCUCUUCUUGGUUUGUUUCAGUUAAAGCUGCUCCAACCAAUAGUUCAAUAAAUCAAUGGAUUUAUGAUUCAACAGUGGCUGACUGUACAUGUCAAUGCUGUUUACAGCUGGUUGCACUACCCCCAAGUGGCCAGAAUAAACUCAUGCAGGUUUGAGGAACAUAAAGUAAUGAGGUGUUCGUCCUUGACUUUGACUAAAAAAUGUCACCUACAAUAAGUUUAAUUUAACCCAUAAGAACGUUCUAAAUGUUCUUGAAUCUCCCAUAUUCAGCUUUAUGCUUCACCCUAACUCAUUAAAUUCCAAAGCGACACAUACUCAACACCCUGGUUUGGUGGUCAUGUGACUGUGACAAGAAGUGACUUGAAAAAUGUGAAAAACAAAAUGUGGCUGCCACUGAAAACAGAAAUCAAAGAAAGUAUCUAAUUUUAAAAAGCAUUUUUUUUGUUACUUGGCUAAGUUAAAACCCAUUUAACAAUUCAAAUCCGUUAAAAAGGUGUCCUUUAUCACAUCAGGCUUUUAACCUAAAAAUCGUAAAGGAAAACUUGAUGUGACGUAUCUGUCACAAUAACAAAUAUGGAAAUAUGCCACUCAAUUACUUUCGCUGUUUAAACAAAUCUGGAAAGGAAUUUGUUGCACUAUUAAUAUCACAAAUUUGAUGUAAGUUUUUGAAGAAAAAAAGGCGUCAAGAAAUACCAUAAACAUAAAUACCAUAAACACCCAAUUUAACAUAUAUGUCACAUCACAGAUCUUUGACAUUUAGGGGUAGUAUUUAAAAAACACACAUCAGGGGGGCACGGUGGCGCAGUUAUAAUAUAAUGGGUUACAAAAUCGUGGGAUAAAAAUAAAAAAAAUGAAAUAAAAAACACACAUAAAUGUGUUCUAUGUGGUUCACUUGGUCUGUGGUAUAUUUCCCAUAAUUUUCCUUUAAGGAUAUCUGGGUUCUUAUGUUCUUAAAAAAGGAAGGAGAAUACAAUGACUACAGCAAAUAUUGCAGAUAUCACAAUGAGUUGCAGUUGACUUUUUUUCAGCUUCCGACUCCUUCAUGGAUUUAACCAAUUUAUCGUUGUAUAUUUAAUGGAAAGGCACAAUGAAGACAGAUGACGCCUAUGGGUACUGAACUUUUCCAUUGAGACAGUCUCAAGAAUUUAUAUUAAAAGCUGCACCACAGGAAUAGGGCGUUGAAACAAUUGGACUUGUGCCUUCUCUCUUUUCAGUCCAAUUUCCUUUAAGCUGUGCCAAAAACAACGCGCAGCACUAAAAUAUUAACUCGACCAACAUUGCCACUUGUUAGUCACCUUCUAACAAUCUGAAUCCUUCAACUCUGGACUUGUUCCAGACAGCCGUCAGCUUUUUGCUUUAAGCGAUGUUCUGUGUUCUAUGCUCAUAUGUCUUAUUUAGUCUUGCGGAGGAGUGUCAAACUCAUUUUCCACAUGGGAUAUAUAUUAAGGCCUUAUUAUAAGACCUUAUAUAUUAUAUAUAUAAGGUCUUAUUAGGACAGCACAAACCUCAGUGGACAAAUAGGCAGAGCAGUGCAUUGUAUUGAAGAAAUGAAAUUAAUAAUUACUCUGCAAUAUUUAUGCUUUGCUAAGUCACCCAGUGGGACAUUAUAGGCUGUUUGGUUGGAUGAUUUUGGCCCGAGGGCUGAAUGUUUGAAACCCCUGCUCUCGUGUUACAUGUACUUAGCUUUUACUAUGACAGUACUAUCGGAAUUCAGUGUUGGAGUACUUCAACGGGCAUAUUUAGCAUAUUUUCUGCAAAAAUGGCAACAGAAAGUACCUUACAUUACCUGUCUAGUUUACAAAUACUUUACACUUACAUUUAUUUUAUUUGUUUUUUAAAUGCGAGUUAAGUUGAGUUGAUAUAUAUUUAAAAAUUAAAAAACAUUUUUAUGUGUAAUUCAAUUUUUUUUUUAAAUCAAUGCCUGCAAAUUCUGAUACUUUGUUGCAAGGCUUCUUACCUUCACAAACAUAAUCAGUAAUUUUGUUUUCUUUGCAAUAUUGUACCUUGCAUUUUUUUCCCCUUUUUCCAGGUAUAUAUUCACAAAGUAAAAAACAAACCAUAAGGUAAACAGACAAACAUAUACACAAGGCAAACUGGUAUUUCCCAAAUGAGGAUCUCAAAGAAAAGAAAUAAAGAAACAAACAAAACAAAAAUACAAAAAUAAAUAAAUAAUAGAAAAUAAGGGGUGGUGCAUGUAUGCGUGUUCAUGUAUCUGUGUGUGUGUGUGUGUGUGUGUGUGUUAGUGUUGGGGUGGGGACCAUUUAGUUCACCUCCUUAAUUUGAUUAAAUAUUUCCACUGUUUUUAUCAGCCUUUCUUUACAGUAUAACUUAUUCCAAAUAUGUAUUUGUUCCCUAUUUCUGAAAGUUAGUCUUUCCAUCUCUAAACUUUGUUCUGCUGUUAAUAUCCAUGCUUUUAAUUUUGGUGUAUUUGAUUGUUUCCAUGCUUUAGUCACCUGCUUCAUGGCGGUUACUCUCAGUAUAUUAAAAAAUAAAUGUCCUUUGCUCUUAUCUUCCCUUUUAAAUAAAUACCUAACCAAUGUUGUACCUGCAAAGGCUCUUUCAACUCAAAAAUGCACUUUAGGAUUUCCUUAAGUCCUUCCCAGUAUGUUGUUAAUACUGGGCAUAUAAAAAGCAUAUGCAUAUAAUUGUGCCUGCAAAUUCAAAGCUUUAAUUUAUAUUUUUGCGCUUCCCAGAUUUUACAACAAAUUGACUUGAUACAUUACUAUGACCAUCAGUGUGUUGGGUGCCUAUUUAUUCCUGUAACUAUGUUGCCUUUGUACCUGUGUUAAACUGCCUCUCAUCUAACUCUGUGGCCUCUACAGCAGGAAGUGGGCAGGAGGUGGGUCUGACUUAUCUUGUUUGACUAUUUCAGUUCGGAGCAGCGAGAGAGGAAGCAGAAGGUUAGACUGUCAGAUUUCUCACUACUGUGUUUCAGUGCUUUUAGUCCUUGUUGGAACCUUGUUUGCCUUCACAUGCUCUUCUCACAAGCCUCUUCCUCCUCAGUCCUUCAGAAAGCACUGAUGCUCGGGUACUGCAGUAUCAAUCAAAGUCUCACAGGCACUCGGAAAUUCCUGCAUCCCAUUUCUGUUCCCACUUGUUGGUUACAACUGAAUGGAUGUGGAAUGUCAUUGUAACAGUGACAUUUUCCUGUAAGCUCCUGGCUCGCUAGUUCUUGCUGGGGAGAGAUUAUUGAAAACACUGCUAGUUUUGGAUCAUUAAGGGCUUUUGUGGUGACUGUUCUUGUAGUUGCAAUUAGAACAUGAAAUAUAAUUUGAAAUGUAAAAGUAGACUACACUGAGCCGGACCAAAACUGUGAUGAAAGUAUGAGAAGACGACAACAUUCAACCACUGUGCUGCUGCUGCUGCUGCUUUAUCUUUCUUUCCUCUUGAUGUUUGUAUGACUUUGUAUUUCUUGUUUAUAUUCUGAAAAAUAAAAAUAAAGACAGACCCAAAUAAAACUAAA